UCCCGUCGCGGCUCCAGGCGCUGUCUAGCAGCGCUGCAGCACUCCGCCUGCUGCACGCCACACAGACGCCGUCACGCCGCUCCGGGACUCACUGGCAGGAUACCAACAAUGACAGACGAUUACAACUUCGUCGCUGCGACGCCUGAGCAGGUGGAGACCAUCAGGAAGCAGCUGGGGACGGACGAGGAGGACAUCAAGAAGACCAUCGCGGCUCUGCGAGAGUGGCUCAGAAUGCAACCGCAUCUGCCCGACGCGAUAGAUGACGCCCACAUCGAAAGGAUGUACAUUCACUGCAAGUGUAGCACAGAGAAGGUUAAGAAAGGGUUGGAUGCCUACUUCUCAAUGAGGAACAGGUAUCCAGAGAUCCUUAUGAAUCGCGACCCUUUGGGGCCUGACAUUAAACACACCAUGAAGCACAUGAAGUUCGCGGUGAUGCCUCGCCUUACUAAGGACCUGCACCGCGUGCACAUCAUCGGAGGCAUUGACCCAGACCCCACGUGGGUCUCGUGGCCAAAGCACGGAAAAACCGCCUCCAUAGCCAUUGAGAUGAUGUACUUUGACGACUAUUCCCUCGGAGACGUCGUCAUCUACGACAUGACGAAUCUGAAUGCUGGACACGUCUUACGUACAGAUAUCAAUAUUGUACGGGCACUGGAAAUCGGCUACAAGACUGCCUACUGCCGAAGGCUGAAAGCAUUCCACAUUUUAAAUGCGGACAAAAUUAUUGAUUUUGUCAUGAAAAUUGUGAAGUCAGCUCUAUCAGAAAAGUUGCAGAAUAGGGUACACGUCCAUUUACCAGGAUCAACGACGCUGUUUGACCACGUGCCAAAGGAGUAUCUGCCGGAUGAACUAGGAGGCACGGCCGGUCCUUUCGAUAAAUUUGCCUAUGAAUUCAUCAGGAGAGCGGAGAAGAAGCGAGACUGGUUCGUGGAGCAGGACCGCUACACCUCUGACGAGAGCAAGAGGCCUGCAGACAGCCACCACCCCGACGACAUGUACGGUGUGGCGGGCUCCUUCAAGAAGCUCUCAGUCGACUGACGCCGUCACAGUUCAUUUUGUAGAUUCUGGCACUUGUGAUAGAAAAUUGUGAUGUAUACGUCUCACGAGAGGUCUUACUAUAGAUUACAGGGACCUCUGUUACCACACUGCACUUUCCGUGUAAAGCUUUCGUCUGUCUCUGUUUUGAAAUGUGGAUGAAUUCGGAGAAAGUAAUAUUUUGUUCCAUUUUUUCUUUUAUAUUCCUCUCCACUUUGAUGUUUAUUCACAUGCUACAAAUAAACCAUGUAUACUUCGGAAGUGUAUCCAACAA
Messenger RNA from Schistocerca nitens (vagrant locust), 1309 nucleotides. RefSeq names its product retinol-binding protein pinta-like. The record is from RefSeq and is a predicted model, not a curated record. Gene Ontology annotation, cellular component: membrane. Gene Ontology annotation, molecular function: phosphatidylinositol bisphosphate binding. The transcript is spliced from 7 exons. Bases 109 to 1038 code for a protein of 309 amino acids. Lineage: Eukaryota; Metazoa; Arthropoda; Insecta; Orthoptera; Acrididae.